Molecule: messenger RNA, 988 nt
Organism: Stegodyphus dumicola
Lineage: Eukaryota; Metazoa; Arthropoda; Arachnida; Araneae; Eresidae
Product: ER membrane protein complex subunit 2-like
Molecular function (GO): protein binding
Source: RefSeq, a predicted model, not a curated record
UUCGAGGAACUAGAGAUGAUUUGGAGGCCGUACAUAGAUGAGAUCAUCCAAUUUUUAUUUCUUAAGCUACAUAAUUUCAUCACAUUUAUCAAUGCACGUGACACAUUACGGCAGUGGCGUGAUGAUAAUUUGCGAUGCUCUGAAGAAGUGAUCGAAAUCUGGCAAGAUGUUUUAGCAAAUACUAUAAACAAAGUUGGUGAUGAAAAAUGGCUUAUUUAUGAACAAGUAUGCCUAGCAGCAUUAGACUGUCACCGUUUAGACAUAGCUCAGGAAUGCCUACAAGCUCUUGAUUACCAGUUUCCAGGAAGCUUAAGAGUACGUAAGCUGAGAGCAAUGGAAUUUGAAGCACUAGAAAGGUUUGACGAUGCUCUGAAAUUGUAUGACUCGAUACUUCAGCAUGAUGAAGCAAAUUCUGUAAUUUAUAAAAGAAAGGUUGCUGUUUUGAAGUCUCAGAAUAAAAUUCCUGAAGCUAUAAAGGAAUUAACAGAGUAUUUAAAAAAGUUUAUGAGUGAUCAUGAAGCAUGGAUGGAGCUUUCAGACUUAUACUUAGCUGAACAGGACUACAAUAAAGCAGCUUUUUGUUUAGAAGAACUCAUUCUUUUUAAUCCUCAUAAUCACUUAUAUCACCAAAGAUAUGCAGAAAUCCAGUAUACAAUUGGGGGAUUUGAGAAUAUGGAAUUGGCAAGAGCUUAUUUUGCACAAUCAAUUAAAUUGAAUCCUCGAAAUAUGCGAUCUUUGUAUGGUUUCUUAUUGUCUGCAAGUAAUGUUGCAGCAUCACCGAAAUGUUCUGCUCUGAAGAAGAAAGAAAAUCUCAAGUUCGCUGCUUGGGCAGGGCUCAAGAUCAGUGCCAGAUACGAGGACCAUGUAUGUGAUGAUCCCCAGAUGAAGUCUGUGCAAGGCAUGCUGGGAUUGUUGACUCUAAAUCCUGCAACUUAGUUAAAUUAUUAAUUUUUAUAUUUUAUGAAAUAAAUUAUGUAAUAUAUGUUUA